AUGGAUAGAAACCCGGUGCACAUGCUAUCCAGUGGAGGCAGCCGUGAGAUCGGCACUGUCACAAGCGCCCGCCCAAGCACUUCGCGUUUGUUCGAGGAGAUGAUGAGGCAAAUGAUCGCGGUUGAUUCGGUUCAGGCGUUCAACGAUAUAGCGGAAGCGACUUCUGCGAGGGAGCGCACGGCACCGUCACCGGCAAGGUCAGAGCCUACGCGUUCGCAUCGGCCUGCUACCGUGGGCCAUUAUUUAGAGGAAAACACAGAUACUGUCGACAGUGAGCAAGGUGUGAAACGGCGCCAUCGUUCAUGCAAAGUGUGUGUUAUUUACAAGGUCAAACCACGCAAGUUUACGAUGUACUUCUGCCAGUGUGCGUUUCUCGUGGGGGACAACUGCAGUGUUAAUAAGCGGCUCAACCGAGCCGUGCAACAUGAAUUGCAAGAACACGAGGCUGAUCUUGCAGAAGUCCAAGCGCUGACGAUCAAGCUCCGAACUCUGACUCAAUCGGCUAAACUUCGCCUGAAAACGGACCUCUGA
Phytophthora nicotianae INRA-310 is the source of this 531-nucleotide messenger RNA. RefSeq lists its product as hypothetical. The record is from RefSeq and is a predicted model, not a curated record. The transcript is spliced from 5 exons. Bases 1 to 531 code for a protein of 176 amino acids. NCBI's taxonomy places the organism in Eukaryota, Oomycota, Peronosporomycetes, Peronosporales, Peronosporaceae.